GCUGGAGGGGCAACUUUCUCUUUGUUAGUAUGUGAAAAAGGCCCUGUUGUAAAUUAUCAAAAAAACAGCAUUUGGUACUGACAGUGUUUCAACUGAAAAUGUUGGUAGUGAAAAUUUUUUAUUUUUUAUGGACAAUUUUUCUUAACAUUGUACAUACAAUAUGCAAUGACGUUAGCUUUAUGCAUUGAAGUUAUGUUGCACUUUGUGCAUCACGUGGUUGCAUCAGGUCACUCAUAGAAAAUAGCUUUGUUUAUACAUUUUAAUGAAGAAGUUACUCGUACUAGAAUUUUUACUUUUCCCACUACAUGUUGGGUAUAAACUUUUCUAUUUUAGGUUCUCCAAAUGUUCUAUGUGACGUGCAGAAUACAGUUGCGAUUUGAACUCCUGCAAUGUAAGAAACUUUUGUGUCUAACAAUGAUUUAAUCCAGUCAUGACAAGAAGCAUAUAGAGAUCUGUAGUGAUAGGAUAAUCGCCGUCGACUCCUGCUAACGGCGUACACUUUCUUUUUUAUAAAAAUGUCAUAAACUUUCCAGCCUCGAUUUUCUUAAAAUUUUUUAGCUUUGAGCCUGAGUAUAUUCUUAAAUAAAAUAUUCUUAUUUCUUGAAAAUCUGAUUUCUUGAAUAAAAACCCCGCUCUUCGAGAAACGUGAUAUGUCUGUUUUGCAAAUUCCUUUUAUGAAAUCCGCAAAAUAGGCAACUGCCAAAAAAUGAGAUACAAAUAUGCAAGCUGGAGCCAGGGGUGUAGAGCUGAUGGCUAAGGGGGUUGAGCUCUCUUGUUGAUGCCAAAAUUGGUAAAUUUCUACUUUUGCCAUUAUUUUUCGCAAUUUUUUGUGCAAGAACCCCUUUGUUAUUUUGAUAGCACUACACCACUGGCUGGAGCUAGGCAGUAAUCUUGAAAUAUUCUUGAAAUUGGAUGAUUCCGUGCUCGAAUAUUUUUACAAACAAUAUUUGUAUAGAAAAUUAGUCUAGGCCCCAACUACAGGAGGGUCAUCAACCUUUAAAAAUGAAACGAGCCUCUUUUCUUUGCACCUGUCACAAAUAUAAGGUCCAUGAACAGUUUCGCUCGCCCCAGGUCCAUUUUGCGCGGGAAAUUGGAAAGUUGAAAUGGCGUCAGCAAGUCUAAACGAGCGGUCUCUCCUCAAGAAGAAACCAAAUAAAAGGAGACGAAAAAGAACAAAGUGCCAGAGUUAUAUCAAAAUUUCAGGUUUUGUAAAAUGGCAAUGGAGAAUGAUUCUUCACCUGAUAAUGAAGAUGAAUGCAUGAAAAAGCGAUACAGCAGGAAGUCAUUUGAAGUAAGGCAGAAGCAAUCAUUAUUGUCGGAUAGUGAUGAUGAUAACAAGGAGGACUCUGAACACUGCAUUAUUGGUGAAAAGAGAUCAAUUGGACGAUCACAGUGGGUGCAGUGUGACAAUCCUGAGUGCCAAAAAUGGAGAAGAAUUGAUUAUGUAAUUGAUAUAGAUGAGGUAGAAAAUGAAAAGUGGGUUUGUGAAAUGAAUAAAGAUGAAAAGAAAUCUGCCUGUGAAGCGUCUCAAGAAACCAUAGGAACAGAAGAUGAAGAUGAUCCUUGCACCACUGAUCACGAACCAGGCAUGGUGCUUUGGGGAAAGGUGCCAGGAUAUCCAUGGUGGCCUUGUAUGGUUGACAAUGACCCCGAUAUUGAAACGUUUUAUUGGAAUGAAGCUGAUGAGUCUUCAAGCGAACAAAAAACAUCGAUACAUGUCACGUUUUUUGGAAAGCAGUGCACCAGGGCUUGGUUAUAUCCGCAUUCCUUGAGAGAUUUUUCUGGGAAAGAAAACAUAAAGGACAUGGGCAGUAUGAAAUUUCGAGGAACAAAUUUCAAAAAUGAUGUAACGGAUGCCUUUAACGAUGCAAAGCAAUCUCUUACGCUUUCUGUCAAGGAAAGAAUAUCGAAGUAUGGCUUUACAAUCAGAUAUGAUGGGAAGGAAUACGCUGGAAACCCAGAAGAGAAAAGCGAAGAACCAAGGAAGAGCAUUAUAUCAAAGAGGAAAACCAUGAAGCAACAUAUGAAGAGAACUGGUGACAAGGAGACUGGGGACAAGGGGACUGGGAACAAGGGAACUGGGAACAAGGAAACUGGGAAUAAGAAAACUAGAAAUAAGGAGGCUGGGAACACGGAGAAGAAAAGCAAGAAGCAAAAAAGAGAUUUAUCCAAAAAGCAGAAAAGUAGUGGAAACAAUGAAACUGACAAGCUGGAAAUGUGUAAACAUCGAGGUAUAGCCAAGCUGUCAAAGACCCAAGAAAGAAUCAAGAAAAAAUUGAAAGGUUUAAAAAAUCUGAAAAUGAAAGAUAGGUGCCCCAGAUCUGUUGGGCAUACUAAACAGGAUGCGGAUAGGGCUACCAAUGAAACUGAAGUUGUUCCAGAUGUUUAUACGGAAUCAGAUGACGGAAAUGUACAGUAUGAGGAAUCAUGUCCUGUUACGCUGCCCAAAAGUCCUAAAAAAUACAGAAAUAGUGGCCUUUUAGAUUUUUGCAAUGAAGGGGAUUCAAUGACUGGUGAACAAAGAGAUAGAGGGCUGAUGAAAUCGGUGGAAAUACGAGAAGAAAUACGAGAAGAGCAGUCAAAGGCCUCGCCAGCUAAAAGGAAGACAGAGUCGUGGCAGCUUACCAGAGAGGAGAUAAAUUCGGUACCUUCGCUAGUUAAGCCAACCUUGGUGCCAAUCGAUGAAAAAUUGAUAUCAGAACGCGCUGAAAAGAUGAUGAAAAAAGCAAAGAAGAAUCUGAAGAAUGGAGACAACAUUGACCUGGGAGACGAAGCAAGCUCUAAGGAGGAUUCACAAGAGACCGAUGAUUGUCAGAGUAAAAAGGCUGCCAAGAAACCGGCAAGCAAAGGAAGUGGAAGAAAACAGAGCAGUGGGAAGCAAGCAAAAGCGAAGCCUGUAGUGGUUGCUGAAGAGCAUGAAGAGAAGUUAGAUCAUUUAGCAAAGACUGAUAAGCAAGAUUUGAUUGAAUGUCAAAAAGAUGUUAAAGCCAAAGCUAGAGUGCAAUUAAAAACCCAAAGAAGAAGAAGCAGACGAAAGAAAAAAAGAAAGAUCGUCCUAUUAAAAAGCAUAGCAAGGAUGACGAGAAAUCGAAUGAUGAAGCUGCCAAACUAGU
This is a messenger RNA of Rhopilema esculentum, 3113 nucleotides long. RefSeq lists its product as uncharacterized. Lineage: Eukaryota; Metazoa; Cnidaria; Scyphozoa; Rhizostomeae; Rhizostomatidae. Gene Ontology annotation, molecular function: zinc ion binding. The record is from RefSeq and is a predicted model, not a curated record.